Molecule: messenger RNA, 1391 nt
Organism: Bursaphelenchus xylophilus (pine wood nematode)
Lineage: Eukaryota; Metazoa; Nematoda; Chromadorea; Rhabditida; Aphelenchoididae
Source: the annotation of a GenBank genome assembly
AUGUGGAGACAGCGAGCUCUGGCCAUUCUUUGUGUGGCCACGGUUGUUGGAUUAGGUGAGUUCUGGGGGUCAGUUGGUCAGAAAAGGCUUCGGAAAUGGGGCUGAAGGUACGCUCAUAUUUUGCAAGGGGAGCAAGGAGGUCAUGAGGAAGUUUGUCGUAGAAUAUGGUGGAUUUCAUGUGUUCAAUUCUCGAAGAGAAGAAAUCGAGGGUUUUCUGAAAUCUUGGGUGUGGAUAUAAAUGAACUACACUCUAUUUCCUGAGAAUCUUAGCUUGCACUUUAAGGAUAUACCCAGGACAGUCAACAACUUUUGCAGACUAGACAUAGCCGGAAAUGUGGAAAUACGGUGGAGGAAAAGGUCUCUGGCUAUAUCGCUCUGUAGUCUGAACUAGGUAUGACUCUCGGACUGGGCAAAUUUGAGACGGACCGGGCCGAUCUCUUCCUGGGGCCAGGAAAAACUGGUUAAGCAUGCUGCUCAGACCAUGUCCGCCAUCACCCAUAAAGUAAAAAAGACGCAAGGCCAGGAACGAGCCUGUUUUCCCGAUUUUAUGCGGUCUGCGAAAUGGCCGCCUACUCGCCGGAUCUAAAUCCGGUGGACUAAAUUUUUUUCUCAAUUCUAAACCAGUACCUGUACUUCACGCCACAAGACUUUGGAGCCGCUAAGUGAUCGCUGCGCCAAGAGCGGGACCGAUUUCCCCAAAAAAAGCUUUGGCGGAUCGCCCAAAAUUUAAAAUCAAUUUUGGAGCUCUAUCUCGGCGCCAAGAGCAGCUACCUUAAAACUGGCUGAACAUAAUAUUAACAAUACUCUAUGUUACUCAUAUUCACCGUUACUUUAAUUGAGUUCGGGGUUUUAGACAGAAUAUGGCUAUAAAUAUGAGUUGCAUUUUUUCUUUGUCCCUGUAAAAAUCAGGCAACUUUGGACCGGAAAAUCUUAAAAAUGGAUUUUGAAAUUUAUCCUUUUUAUGAUGUAAUAUACAGUAUAAUAUUAUUACACAUAUAAUCCUUGUUUUCAGUCGCCUCAGAGAACGUGAAAUGGGUCCAACUGGAGCAACACACCGAUGACUUCCCCUUCGACGAAGAUGCCGCCCUCAAAGCCGAAGCCGCCUUCAGGCAGACCACGGAAAACAAAGCCGCCGGCGAUAUUGUCAGGAGGAUAGAGAAAAUGUUCAAUGUAUGUUUACCAAUUUCAUACAUGUAUAUUUCGCAACAUCUUUUGAAUUAUUUUCUUUGCAGGACUCGGUUGACGGUUAUCAGCGCUCUUUGACGGAGGGAGAACGCAAACUUGUCGAGCUGCAAGAAACAAGUGGAUCAUUCGUGCCUCAGAUGACCUUUAUUUUUGCCGCUCAUUGCUUCAUACUGCUCAUAAUGAUAAGACAACUUGUAAAUUUGUAA